AUGUCUAGCCGCUAUUUCCAGAAGUACUUUCUGCGCUGCGGCCACUGUCAGUCCGUUCAGCGGUACGCAAAGGGUUACCGGCCCAUUCCCAACCCCAUCCUUUUUGACUCCGACACGCACUGCCGUAGCUAUCACCACGAACAACGUGAGUGCGCCGGUAUGUCUGGGAUUCUUAUGACGUGCCGCUGUGACAAGUGCCAGCGCGUGCACUCGCAGUGGAAGGUGAUGGACUUUCAAGAGUUCCUCGAUGCAAAGCUGUUGAUGAGUGCUGAGCAGCGGAAGACGCUGUUGUGGUCAACAGGGAGAAGCCCAGCAGACACAGCGGCGAAAAAAUAG
Molecule: messenger RNA, 336 nt
Organism: Trypanosoma grayi
Lineage: Eukaryota; Euglenozoa; Kinetoplastea; Trypanosomatida; Trypanosomatidae
Exons: 1
Coding region: 1-336 (111 amino acids)
Source: RefSeq, a predicted model, not a curated record